AGGACCCGGCAGGGAAACCAAACAUCGCAGCCUAGCUACGCAGCCGAGUGACGAGUGCUAACCGAUAACUGACAAGCUAGCUAGCUAGCUAGCCUAGCGUUUGUCUAGCUCGGCAGGAGAUUUUUUUCCCCAUAUGCUUAAAUCAUAAUAAUCCGGCGUUGAUAUUUUAUUCUGUUUUCUGUUGACCGCCUGAGCUGUUUAACUAUGCCGAGUAAAAAGAAGAAAUACAACGCCAGGUUCCCUCCGGCAAGGAUUAAGAAGAUUAUGCAGACAGACGAAGAAAUCGGCAAAGUGGCUGCAGCAGUACCCGUUAUUAUUUCGAGAGCCUUGGAGCUUUUCCUGGAAUCGCUGCUGACAAAGGCUUGUCAUGUCACCCAGUCCAAGAACGCAAAGACGAUGACGACGUCUCACUUGAAGCAGUGCAUCGAGCUAGAGCAGCAGUUUGAUUUCUUGAAAGACCUGGUGGCAGCUGUGCCCGACAUGCAGGGCGAGGGGGAAGACAACCAUGCCGAGGCAGGGGGCGAGAAAAUUCCACGCCGCGGCCGAAAGUCGGGGUCUGGUCACAAAAACGGUGGUCCGGGCUCCAAAGGCAAGGACAAGAAGCUGUCUGGCACCGAGUCUGAGCAGGAGGAUGACUCGGAAGACAGCGAGACAGACGGGGACGAAGAGGACGGCUCUCAGUCGAGCACAAACCUGCAGGCUGCAUCCAGGUUCCACAGCCCUCCGUGGAAAAAGUUUGAACACCCCUGGACUAAAGUAAUGGUUCUCAGCAUGUUUUACACCAAGUACCACCUCCAAAAAUAUUUGUGCCUUGCAAGUUCAGUCGUCCCUCACCACUUUGCGGUUCGAAAUUUGCGGCUUGACAUCACGUUUUUUCCAAAAUCUAUUAAUAAAUCAUGCUGUUUUGUGGUUGAAUACGGCCUAUUAUUGACAAAAAAAUAUGCUUAUUGAAGCAAGUUUUUUUAAUUUCCCUAAAUAAAGCAUUUUUAAGCAUAAAAGUGGCUAAAUGAAGUAAAAAACAAAUAUAAGGCAUUCAGAAGACGCUGCGAGUGAUGUGCAGUAUUCUACACUGGUCGCUAGUAAUGUUACUAUUGAUUGCUGGGAACAACAGGCUUUUAUUGCAGAUUUGAAUUAUCUCACAACACACACAAUAUUCUCUAAUAAAAAUCCCAAAGAUAAUCACGGGCUACUGUUGCUGCAGCAACCGGCCACCACUCAACUCCCCUAGGGAACGCAUUUAUAGAAACGCACACCAGCCUGAAUGUUAUUUAUCUUUUAAUUCUCUUCUUGUUUCUACUAUAUUGUUUAAUAGGAGUGUAAAGGUGACUAGGGGUGUUAUACAAAAAUAGUGCAUUUAGGAAUAAGGAAUUCUACUGAGGGGAAAUGCACAUAUUGUCGGGUCUGGAACCAAUUCUCCGCCAUAAACCAGGGCUUACUCUGCCACCAUUUUUUUGCUACCUCUACACACCAAUUUAAUAUUGAAUGCAAUGUCAGCAAACCUAUGGUUAAUAAAUUUGUAUUUGAGUAAAAUUUUAUAAAUUCAUAAAAAUACCACUAGAUGGAGCCCGCGUAUCACCGUCGGUGCUAGUUUGAGACUCAAUGGACCAAAGUCCAUUUCGGCUUGUUUUGUUGUAAUUCGACCUCUCACAUUCAGAAAAUACUAUUAAACAAGAAAACAUUAAAAAAAAAGAAAAUAAGAGCAUAAUUUUCUGAGAUAGUAAAAAAAAAUGUAUAGAUUAAAGUCAUGGUAUUUAGAGACUAAAGCUGUAAUAUUAUGAGAAAGAAGUCAUAAUUUUACAAGAAUGAAGUCGUUAUAUAUAUAUAUAUAUAUGUGUGUGUGUGUGUGUGUGUGUGUGUGUGUGUGUGUGUAUAUAUAUAUAUAUAUAUGUAUAUAUGUGUGUGUGUGUGUGUAUAUAUGUGUGUGUAUAUAUGUGUGUGUGUGUGUGUGUGUGUGUGUAUAUAUAUAUAUAUAUAU
This is a messenger RNA of Dunckerocampus dactyliophorus (ringed pipefish), 1975 nucleotides long. RefSeq names its product DR1-associated protein 1 (negative cofactor 2 alpha) (gene drap1). The transcript has 7 exons. Gene Ontology annotation, cellular component: nucleus; negative cofactor 2 complex. Gene Ontology annotation, biological process: transcription by RNA polymerase II; negative regulation of transcription by RNA polymerase II; positive regulation of transcription by RNA polymerase II. The record is from RefSeq and is a predicted model, not a curated record. Bases 205 to 951 code for a protein of 248 amino acids. Gene Ontology annotation, molecular function: core promoter sequence-specific DNA binding; transcription coactivator activity; RNA polymerase II general transcription initiation factor activity. NCBI's taxonomy places the organism in Eukaryota, Metazoa, Chordata, Actinopteri, Syngnathiformes, Syngnathidae.